This is a messenger RNA of Caenorhabditis sp. 36 PRJEB53466, 402 nucleotides long. Lineage: Eukaryota; Metazoa; Nematoda; Chromadorea; Rhabditida; Rhabditidae. The record is from the annotation of a GenBank genome assembly.
AUGUCUCACUAUCAGCAACAAUCACUUGGGGGCGCGGACGAUUUGCUCAAAAAACUUUGUAAAAUUUGUAAGCUGAACAGUUUGUAUAAAGAUUGAUUGAAAACCAUUUCAGGGGUGAAGAACAAGAAAGCGAUUUGUAAUCUGCAGCCUAACUAUGAAGUAUGUAUGAAGCAGUUUAAAGAAAUGUGCUGCGAUAAACUGAAUCUCUGUCCCAUCACCAGUGAGCCGUGGUUCAUGUGGGUGUGCAUCGGAGUUGGAGCCCUCUUGCUUUUUGUCAUUGUCGGCGUCGUCGUCUUUUGUGUCGUCUUGAAGAAGAAGAAGAAGAUGAAGAACGGAGGAGGAGUUGGAGCAGGAGGAAAUGGAGGUGGAACGGCGGGCGGAGCAUUGAAAGGAAAGAAGUGA